ACACACACAGUGAUACAAAUACCUAUUUGAGCCUCUGAGUUCUUCUCUCUCAAGGGCUGGAGUCAGCCACACGGGAUGAAGAGGGAACUGAAGGAGCAGAUCUUUUAAGGAAGAAGAGAUUCUUUUCUGUCAGUUUCCUCUGAGUGUGUAUGAGAGCAAGUCAGAGCAGAGAGAGAGGAGAGAGGAAAAGCCAGAGGGAGAGAGGGGGAGAGGGGAUCUGUUGCAGGCAGAGGAAGGCGUGACCUGAAUGGAGAAUGCCAGCCAAUUCCAGAGACACACAGGGACUCAGAACAAAGAUAAGGCAUCGCUGACACCACACCGGGGACGAGCUCACAGACAAUUCGGGCCCAGAGGACCAAGGCCAGACAUCGGGGCGCACCCAGGGCAGGAAAAUGAGGUGGCUGCUUCUCUACCAUGCUCUGUGCUGCUUCCUGUCGAAGGCUUCAGCCCACACCGUGGAGCUAAACAACAUGUUCGGCCAGAUCCAGUCGCCGGGUUAUCCAGACUCUUAUCCGAGUGAUUCGGAGGUGACUUGGAAUAUCACUGUUCCGGACGGGUUUCGGAUCAAGCUUUACUUCAUGCAUUUCAACUUGGAAUCCUCCUACCUUUGUGAAUAUGACUAUGUGAAGGUAGAAACUGAAGACCAGGUGCUGGCAACCUUCUGUGGCAAGGAGACCACAGACACAGAGCAGACUCCCGGCCAGGAGGUCGUCCUCUCCCCUGGCUCCUUCAUGUCUGUCACCUUCCGGUCAGAUUUCUCCAAUGAGGAGCGAUUCACAGGCUUUGAUGCCCACUAUGUGGCUGUGGAUGUGGACGAGUGCAAAGAGAGGGAGGACGAGGAGCUGUCCUGCGACCACCACUGCCACAACUACAUCGGCGGCUACUACUGCUCCUGCCGCUUUGGCUACAUCCUCCACACGGACAACAGGACCUGCCGAGUGGAGUGCAGCGACAACCUCUUUACCCAGAGGACUGGGGUGAUCACCAGCCCCGACUUCCCAAACCCUUACCCCAAGAGCUCUGAAUGCUUCUACAGCAUCGAACUGGAGGAGGGUUUCGUGGUCAGCCUGCAGUUUGAAGACAUUUUCGACAUUGAGGACCAUCCUGACGUGCCCUGCCCUUAUGACUACAUCAAGAUUAAAGCUGGUCCAAAAGUUUUGGGGCCCUUUUGUGGAGAGAAAGCCCCAGAACCCAUCAAUACACAGAGCCACAGUGUCCAGAUCCUGUUCCGCAGCGACAGCUCAGGCGAGAACCGGGGCUGGCAGCUCUCCUACAGGGCUGCAGGAAAAGAGUGUCCAGAGCUACACCCUCCUGUCCAUGGGAAAAUCGAGCCCAUGCAAGCCAAGUAUUCCUUCAAAGACCAACUGCUUGUCAGCUGUGACACAGGCUACAAAGUGCUGAAGGAUAAUGUGGAGAUGGACACAUUCCAGAUGGAGUGUCUGAAGGAUGGGACGUGGAGCCACAGGAUCCCCACCUGUAAAAUUGUAGACUGUGGAGCCCCAGCAGGCCUGGAACAUGGGCUGGUCAUCUUCUCCACAAGGAAUAACCUCACCACAUAUAAAUCUGAGGUCACCUACUCCUGCCAGCAGCCCUAUUACAAGAUGCUCCCCAAUAUCACAGGUGUAUAUUCCUGUUCUGCCCAAGGGGUCUGGAUGAACAAAGUCCUGGGGAAAAGCCUGCCUUCCUGCCUUCCAGUGUGUGGUCAGCCUUCUCGCUCCCUGCCAAACCUGGUCAAGCGGAUCAUUGGUGGCCGCAAUGCCGAGCCCGGCCUCUUCCCAUGGCAGGCCCUGAUAGUGGUGGAGGACACCUCGAGGGUGCCAAAUGACAAGUGGUUUGGGAGUGGGGCCCUGCUCUCUGAGUCCUGGAUCCUCACAGCAGCCCACGUGCUGCGCUCACAGCGGAGAGACAACACAGUGAUUCCCGUUUCCAAGGAUCACGUCACUGUCUACCUGGGCCUACAUGAUGUGCGGGACAAAUCGGGGGCUGUCAACAGCUCAGCUGCCCGGGUAGUGCUGCACCCAGACUUCAACAUCCAGAACUACAACCAUGACAUAGCCUUGGUGCAGCUGCAGGAGCCCGUGCCCCUGGGGCCCCACGUCAUGCCCAUCUGCCUGCCCAGGCUUGAGCCCGAAGGCCCAGCCCCCCACAUGCUGGGCCUGGUAGCCGGCUGGGGCAUCUCCAAUCCCAACGUGACAGUGGAUGAGAUCAUCAGCAGUGGCACGCGGACCCUGUCAGACGUCCUGCAGUAUGUCAAGUUACCCGUGGUGCCACAUGCUGAGUGCAAAACCAGCUAUGAGUCCCGCUCGGGCAACUACAGCGUCACGGAGAACAUGUUCUGUGCUGGCUACUACGAGGGUGGCAAGGACACCUGCCUUGGAGAUAGUGGUGGGGCCUUCAUCAUCCUUGAUGACUUGAGCCAGCACUGGGUGGCCCAAGGCUUGGUGUCCUGGGGGGGACCUGAAGAAUGUGGCAGCAAGCAGGUGUAUGGAGUCUACACAAAGGUCUCCAACUAUGUGGACUGGGUGUGGGAGCAGAUGGGCUCUCUACCCAGUCUGGGGGAGCUCCACGUGGAGCGGUGAGCUGACCUGCGUCCUCAGCGCCUGUCUACCCUGCCCCAGCCCGAGGGAGGCUACAUACACACUUCCGACAGCACACUCCAUGUUACCCACCAGGCCAAAUAGGAUGGACCAAGCUGACUUAGCAGUGAGCCCAUCCUCCUGAGAGGCAGUGGUGUGGUGCAGGGAAAAGGCUCUAGGCAAGAGACCUGGGCCGCUGACCUUGUCCAAGUCCCUUCCCCUCUCUGGGCCUCAGUGUCCCCAGCAAUCCAUGGAGGGAGCUGGACUGACACCUUUUGGCCAACCCUGGCACUUGUCUUCUGGGCUGUGCCUUGCUUUGCCCCUGUGGCCUUCAUUCACUCCUAACCAUUUAUCCAACCCAUUGGUCUCAUUAUUGGUAUAACUGAGCUUGGACCUUAUUAUCAGAAAAGGGUUCCUUACAUUGAACUAAACCCCACAUCUAUAUAUUUUCCCAGCUAUGCCUCUAGGAGGUUUGGGGAGACAAAGCCUGGAGGCCUCCUCUCCUAGCGUAACGCUUUGAAGCACUUUUGUCCCUUGGGUUUCUCUCCCCAAAGCUUCUUGCAGUCUAAGCCUUAUCCCUUACUUUCCCUAUUAUAGGAAUUUCAAAGGACAAAGAGAAAGUUGGGAAGGUUUGUGGUGAUUGAGGUGAGUGGACUAGCAGUAGGAGGCCCCCUAAACCCCUUAACUUCCUACUGUUGUUUGUUGACUCCAAACACACCAUUUGGGUCCAUAUGCCACUCUGGAAUACCAGCUGACACCACAGGGUAUCCAAUCUGCUACUCAAACAAGCACAAAGCAACUUUUCAGCCUUGGAAUAGUCAUCUGAAAAGUCUACCUGCACUCCAGCCCCGGAAGAGAAGACUUAGGUGAUUACUUGGAAAAAGAGAAGACCCGCACUGUGUCCUGCAGUGCUUUGGGAUAGAAAGAAGAAAAGGUGAACUUGGGACAUAAGGAGUCACCCAAAUCCUGUUGGGUGGCCCAGCAUCCCUAGAGCCUGGAGAAUCCACUCAGCCAGAUGUGCAGAGGGUUCCACUUUUUUGUUUUCCAGGUAACAGAAGUUACGGCAAGCAGAGGAUCACCCAUGACAGGCAACGAAAAGAGAUGGAGGGUCAAGUCCUGGGUCUACCCCCAGUUCUUCCCCUAGUUGGCUGUAUAACCUUUGGCUAAUCAUUUUCCUCCUCUGAGCCUCAGUGUCCCCAUCAAUAACAUGAAGAUCUGGGGACCCUCAAGCACUCAGAGCUGGCCUGCUUGCCUGGAGCUUCGCCCUGGCUCUCACGGGUUUGAAGGCACUCACUCCUUCCCAGGAAGUGCUCUCCCUCCAGAAUCUCCAUCAGAGAAAGGCAGCCAGGGAACCCUGGGAGAGGAAUUCCAAGAGAAUGGGAAGUGUCCACUUUCCAAUUGGUUCAUCAGAACACACUCCUAUGUCUAUGAAUGGCACGUAUAAGGAUGCUAUAUUUUGUAUACUUUAUAUCAUGUGCUUCACACUCUGUAAGGGGCCUCUGCACUCUGUUUCUCCUGCCAGGGGUCUGACGUGGAAAUAAACCCUCUGUGGAUAACCAACAGCUUUGGUUUGGGUGUUUUCUUAUUGUUGUUGAAUUAUGUUUAUUUUGACUUUCUAGGAAAGAAACAUAAGCUCCCUCAUUAAGCCAAAAUCUCCCUUGCUACAGAAAAAGUACACCUUUUGGAACCCAGACAUCAUGCAAGAAGAGGUAAUGAGGAAAGGAGUUGGUGUACUGCUGUCUCCUUCUCAGAGGCUGCAGGCUACUUCAUUUAUGUGCUGCUAGUUAAGUUCUUGAUAUCAAACUAGCCUGCAGAUGAGGUUGUGUGCACAACCCUCUCAUAAGCAGAGGAGUUAAAUAUAAGAGGAGCAGAGAUUGAAGUAUCUUGGGAACUUAAAGCAGAGAGAGAUUCAUAUAGCUAGAGGGUACUGGCAUAGCUUUGCAGAGGCUUCAAAGGAUGCCCAGGGAAGGGGCAGCGUGGACAAAGGUGUGGAAGCAGGGAGGCAGGCCAGGAUUGGGGUGCGAGCAGCUGGCAGAGCUAGAGUGUGAGCGGUCUUAAGAGUCAUUCUUUGUUUGGACUCUGUCCUGGAACCAGUGAUUCUCUGAGUUUAGGAGAUAGAGAUAGAUAGAUAGAUAGAUAGAUAGAUAGAUAGAUAGAUAGAUAGAUAGAUAGAUAGAUAGAUAGAUAAUUGAUGACUAGAUAGAUAGAUAAUAGAUGAUAGAUGAAGAUAGAGAGAGAGAUCGAUCAAUCAGAAGCACUUGGGGAGAUUUGUUAAAAAUGCCAAUUGCUGCAGCUUCCCCCACUGGAGAUUCUAAAUACAGCAGAGCUGAGGGCAGGCAGCUUCAGUGUGGAGGAGGGGGAGGUCAGGGCUGAGUGAGGGAGGGCAGUUGUGAAGCUGCUACCAGUUAUAAAGCCCUGGUGAGAGGUGGUCAAGACACACCAGCCCUAGGGCUAUCACAGUGCAGAUAUGGAGCAUUUAGAUGCACUUAAAUGAUGUAUUAGACAAGGCUUGGCUGAUAAGCAACUCUCAAAAUGUGCAAGCAUGGGGGUGCCUGGGUGGCAGAGCUAACCCGAGAGUGAGGCUGCCAUGGGUAUACUCUGAUUUGUCUUUGUUUUUUGGUUUGUAUCCUAAUGAAAAUGUCAUGCUUUUCACAUGAUUGAGAAUCAAAAGCAUAAAUUAUGCAUUACAUUUUAUAUGUUGCUGGCUUCAAGGACCAUUGAGCCUUUUGUUCCAUUAUAUUUGUGAUUUUCAUUUUCUUUUAGAUAUUUGAACUUUAUAUUGUGACAUAUUCAGACCCUGGGAUGUCUUGAGUUACAUGGAGAACAUACUGUGGCAUGGAGUUAGGAGUGUUUCUACAAGUGAUUUGCCACCAGCUUAGUGGCAGAUUGAACACAGCGGGGCGGAGAAAAGGAAGGUGGUUGGUACAGACAUGAACAGAUACCUGGAAUAACAAAGGGGAGGAGGUGAGGAGGGCUCGGUUUGCUGUGUUUGAAGAGUUGAUGAGCAGUCUAGCUGGAAUUGUAAGUAGACCCCAAAGAAGAGUGAAUUUCAGAGGACAGGGCAGAUUUAAAAGCACUGAUUUGAAAUUCAUCAGCAUGAGAUAGCAUGGCAAGAGAUGUUAUCAACUACUGGCCAUUGGCAGACAAGAAAAAAGGACCAAGGGCUGAAUAAGGGAAACACCAGCAUGGAAGGCAUGAAGAAAAGAGAGGCCCCAAGAAAUAUAUAGACUAAAAAAAAAAAGUCCAAUACUGCUUGAAAGUACAGUUGAAUACUUCCUGGAUGGAAGUGCCCAGAACAGGGGCUGAGUCUCGCUGUCUCUGAGGGAGUGCAGAGGCAGCAGGCUCCGUGCUUGUGUUAAAAGUCUCUAACACCUGUCUCUCCCUCCUCCCUCAGGAUCCCCUCCUUUCUUUGCAGCCCCAUUCUCCACAGGAAGGGUUUUUAGCUCUUUCCUGAGAUGCAAGACCCUGCUCUUGCAUCCUCCCUUCCUUAUGGUAGAAAUGAUAUGUUCAGUCCUCCAGGUUUGGGUUCUUUGAAAUCUACAAAUGUUUAUUCUUACCACAAAGCCUGACUCUUCAAAUGAAAGUCUGCAUUUCCAGACUUGGUCUCUAUGUUGCUUUAUCAAAAGUCAAUGCCAUCCAUUCUUUAGUGCUUAGUAACUACCAAGCAAGGAAAAUUCCAAGGGAUGAAAAAUGCAUCAGAUAAAAUUUCAGAAACAGUAACUUCCUGUGUACAUAAACAUCACUGCUAAAGUUUCAUUUAUGGCCCUGAGCCAUUCUGUCUCCAUCUAGGAUCGCAGGUCUAUUAAAUAUUCAGAUGGUCUGGCUCAGCUCCUGUAGCUCAGUGGUUAGGGUGCUGGCCAUGUACACAGGGGCUGGCAGGUUCAAACCGGCCCUGGGCUACUAAAAACAGCAAUGACAACUACACCGGUGCCAGUAACUAGUCCAAUCUUGGAAACAAUUUUAGAAUUCUUUUUCUGGAAUGGCCAUUGAGAGCUGUUGUCAUUGUCAUAUUACCUUGGAUGUCCUGAAUGUCACCAAAAUAUCUUUCAAUAUUUCCUUUAUCUUCGGGUGAAGAAAAAAGUCAUUGGGGGCCAUAUCAGAUGAGUAGGAGGAUUUUCCAA
This is a messenger RNA of Nycticebus coucang (slow loris), 6697 nucleotides long. It is a transcript of the gene MASP1, whose product is annotated as MBL associated serine protease 1. NCBI's taxonomy places the organism in Eukaryota, Metazoa, Chordata, Mammalia, Primates, Lorisidae. The record is from RefSeq and is a predicted model, not a curated record. Gene Ontology annotation, molecular function: serine-type endopeptidase activity; calcium ion binding. Gene Ontology annotation, biological process: complement activation; zymogen activation. Bases 393 to 2579 code for a protein of 728 amino acids. The transcript is spliced from 11 exons. Gene Ontology annotation, cellular component: extracellular region; blood microparticle.